This is a messenger RNA of Rhizophagus irregularis DAOM 181602=DAOM 197198, 1359 nucleotides long. Lineage: Eukaryota; Fungi; Glomeromycota; Glomeromycetes; Glomerales; Glomeraceae. The record is from RefSeq and is a predicted model, not a curated record.
AUGGAGAAUAUAGUUGAAGCAUAUAACAGUAGUUCAAGCGAUAACGAUUCGGAGAUUAAACCAGAAAUUCAAAAAAGAGAAGAAAUUGAUAACUCAUCACAAUUUUCGCGAUCUCUUUCUUCUCAGCUUGAAGACACUUCUUUUAAUAAACAAAAAAGAAAAAGAUCAAUAUCAAUGGAGGAAAUGGAUGUUUCUACUAAUAUGAAAGAUUCGAUUUCACAAAAAAAAGUUAGGGGAUAUAUAUCUAAACGAGAAAAAUUAAAACAAGAAAUUGAAUCUAAAAUAAAGGAAAAAUGUUUGUCUACAAUAAAUGAGGAAGUCUGUAGGACGAGUUCUCAGAUUGGUACAUUACUAAGUAUACCUAACAAAAUUAGCUCAGCAUUAGAAGGUACACAAGACAAAAGUAAACCACCGCAUUUUAAUACUGUUCCAAAACGACAAAUUAUUUAUCUUGAUACUAAACACGUCAAUGGGGUGAAUUCGAUUUUAUGGUGCGGUUCAUUUGGUCAGAUAUUGGCUUCAGCUUCUAUGGAUGGUACAGUGCGAAUAUGGGAUGUAUUUAGAUCAAAGAAAUGUGUUCAAGUAUUACACCACGAUGGAGCUGUAAAAGAUAUCCAAUGGAAUCAUAAUCGAAACAAUAUUCUAUCUGGAGGAUAUGAUAAGAUUGUAAAAUUAACCGAUAUUGAGUCAGGAACUGUAAUUCAGAAAUUCCCACACUCACAAAUAGUUACAGCUCUUCGUUGUCAUCCUUUACAAUCAAAUGUAUUUGUUUCAGGCAUGAUAAAAGACGGAAUACAAUCUUGGGAUAUACGUACUAAUAAAUUGAUUAAAGAAUCGAAAAAAUUUUGGGGAAGUGUUAAUGAUUUAGAGUUUUUCCCUGAUGGGAAUAAUAUACUCACUUGUUCUGAUUACGUAGUUAGAAAUGCUGCCGAUAAGAACAUUGUUGUGUGGGAUUUUGACUCGUUGACAGCUAUAUCGAAUCAAAUUUAUCAAGAAGCGUUUUCAUGUACUGCUUUGAGAAUUCAUCCUUUCAAUAAUUAUUUCAUAGCUCAGUCUAAUGCAAAUUAUAUCGCAAUAUUCGGAAUGAAUAAACCUUGGAAGCUAGAUAAACGUAAGAGAUUUGAAGGACAUUUAGUUAAUGGAUAUCCAAUCAGAUGUAAUUUUUCACCCGAAUCUGACUAUAUAGUUUCAGGUGAUUCAAAUGGAGGAAUAUAUUUUUAUGAAUGGUCGUCUUCAAAAGUUAUAAAAAAGAUUGAAAAUGCCCACCAAGGAAUUUGUACUGAUGCAUGUUGGCAUCCUGUAUUAAACGGAAUUGUUGCUAGUUGUGGCUGGGACGGUAAUGUGCUCAUAUGGGGAUAA